AUUUGCAUGCUCAUCACUGUUUCAUGGAAGAAUUAAAGAGAUAUCUCAGGAGUUCAUCUGAAAUCACUCAAGAGCUGACCAUCAAGAACCACUGAAUCCUCAAAAACUUUGAAGAGAGUUACUCAAUUUCCUCUCCAUCCUUGAGUUCUGUCCAUUGUGUGUACUGACCCCUGAAGCCAACAUUAAUCUAUCCUGUUGCAGGUGUACACCCUAUAGCUAACAGAAUGAAUAUGCAGUAUGGUCUUCCAUUGGUAUGUAGCCUGGCACUUAAAGCUCAGCCCAUGAGGGAGGUGUGUUUCUAUUCACAAAAGAGCUUAUAGUAGUGUUAUAUUGGUUUCUGUGUUUUUGGCAUCUUGUGCUUCCUCAUUCAGUGGGAGGAAAGAAAUGAGAGAUGCUACCACACCCUAAUGGAAGAAGGUGUAGUGCUCUUUGGCCUCUGUUUUGACCUGUUUUGUUUGUGAGUCACGAGCUAAAUUGAUUGGGUGGGUCUGACAUUCAUUUUCAAAGAGAGGAAGCAGGAGGUGCACCCAGUCACACAGAAACUGGGAGGCUCUUGCUGUGGAUGGAUCUUGUCUUCAGGCUGCUGUAUUCAACUGCCCUUUUCCAAAGCCAUCUUCUGCUCAUCCUCUCCAACCUAUGGAGUCUACUUUCAGAAUCAUACUGUUUUUGAUGGUCAUGGCUGCAUCAGCAGCACAGGAGUACUGCAUAUGUCCAACCAACAGACGGACGCAUUGUGUUGUGGAGCAUGGUAGCUGCGUCUGCAAGGCUCUGGGUUCAAAUCAGAAAGUGGACUGUUCAACGCUGACGUCUAAAUGUCUGCUUAUGAAGGCAGAGGUGGGUGCCCCAAAAGGCAGGCGGUUUUCAAAACCUGAAACUGGUUUUUUGGAUAAUGAUGGGCUAUAUGAUCCAGACUGUGACAACAGUGGCAUCUUCAAAGCCAGGCAAUGCAAUCAUACAGAUACUUGUUGGUGUGUGAACAGUGCUGGGGUCAGGAGAACGGAUAAGAGUGAUAAAAACAUACGGUGCAACGAGCUUGUUAGAACCAACCGGAUUUUCAUUGACCUAAAGCACAAAAAGCGUGAAUCUGCCUUCUCUGAGUCCGAAGUAGCAAGCAGUCUCCUGCAACUCAUUCAGAGCCGGUACAUGCUCCAACCAAGCUUCAUCCCUUCUAUUAAGUAUGAUUACCCAUUCAUCCGUAUUGACUUGAAACAGAACAUUUCACAGAAGUCUUACAGAGAUGUGGAUAUUGCAGAUGUAGCGUAUUACUUUGAAAAAGAUAUCAAACGUGACUCCCAUUUUACCUCUGAUAAUAUAUUUAAAAUCACUGUCAAUGGAGAACCAUUAGAUAUUGAAGGAAUCCUAAUUUAUUAUGUUGAUGAAAUCCCCCCAGAGUUCUCAAUGCAGCACCUGACAGCUGGUGUUAUUGCAGUGGUGGUGGUGGUUCUCUUGGCCAUUAUAAUUGGGAUUACCGUGCUUGUGAUUAUUAGAAGAUGGAGGACUGGGAAAUAUCAGAAGGUUGAGAUUAAGGAAAUGGGAGAAAUGAAAAUAAAUCAGAUUUCAUAGAUGCUGUAAUUUGAAGAUAGAAUUAAGAUUUUGAUGCUGAGGAAAUGAAAAAUAGAUUAUACCAUGUUGUUUGAAUGGAAGGAGGUAUUAAUUUUUCUUUCUAAAAAAAA
Messenger RNA from Python bivittatus (Burmese python), 1673 nucleotides. The record is from RefSeq and is a predicted model, not a curated record. NCBI's taxonomy places the organism in Eukaryota, Metazoa, Chordata, Lepidosauria, Squamata, Pythonidae.